CGCGAGGGAGCUGUCACAAGCCACCUUGCAUCGCCGUGUCUACAUCUUCUUCGCGCUCAUAGCAGAGAAAGGAACCGCCCUCGUUGUUUGGUCGCCAUGAAGGUUUUGGUUGCUGUGUUGCUCGCGCUGCUUGCUUGGACUCAGUGCGUAGACGGCCAGUUUGAUGGCAUAAUCCACAAUAUUGCAAAAACCACGCUGUGUGAGAACGUGGGGAAUGGGUGCGAGGAGAGCUUCGAGUGCUGCGUCAGCUUGCUCAGCUCACGACAAAGGAAAAACCUCAUAAAUCGAGUCGCCAAAUGCGGGGAAGCCAGUGGUGUCGGCCCAUUUACUGUGUUGGGAGGAGGACCCUCGGACCAGCAGAAGGUUGGGACGAUGAGGUGCAUGAGUCGGGACCGGCUGGCACAAACGGUCUUGAACUGUGUCCUCGUACAGCGAAGGCGCUGCUGAGCAAUGUUUACAGAAGAAGAAAAAGAAUAGGAAGGAUAAUAAUGAUAAGAAGAAUGAGAAGCAAGAGGGUUUUUUGAAAUCAUAUACAGACACACUUUAUGGACAAGAAGUAUUAGUUCUUUUACACUAUUUCACAAUGUUAACUUUGAAAUACAUUUCCCUCCCGCAAAGUAGGAAUAUAGAGCAAAUUCGAUUUUUCUCCUUUUUUUUCCAAACUAAGGUUCGUACUUAACUGUACUAUAUUUGCAUUUUAUUAUGCAUAUAGAUGUAUGGAUCCUUUCUCUAUCUUUUUAUUCAGUAUUAAGGAGCUGUAACUGUAACACUAGCAAGGGAAAUCGUUUUCUUUUUCACAUAUAGAGAAAAAUACAGUAGAAUCCCAUGGAAUAUAUAGCUAUGAAUAAAAUCCUCAUAACUUUC
This is a messenger RNA of Penaeus indicus, 864 nucleotides long. RefSeq lists its product as uncharacterized. NCBI's taxonomy places the organism in Eukaryota, Metazoa, Arthropoda, Malacostraca, Decapoda, Penaeidae. The transcript is spliced from 5 exons. Bases 97 to 447 code for a protein of 116 amino acids. The record is from RefSeq and is a predicted model, not a curated record.